AUGAAGCAUUUCAUGGCGUUAUUAGUCAAUGACGACUAUAAAGUUUGCAACAUAAUAACACAAAAUUGUGAAUCUAAACAAUUCUUGAAUGAUUUUAUACAAAGUGACUAUCACAUCAUCAACGCCAUUCACUUGAGCCUAAGUUGGCACCUGCUGAGUUUCCCCAUGCGCGGUAUUAAACGCUAA
Messenger RNA from Clunio marinus, 186 nucleotides. Lineage: Eukaryota; Metazoa; Arthropoda; Insecta; Diptera; Chironomidae. The record is from the annotation of a GenBank genome assembly.